This is a messenger RNA of Penicillium cosmopolitanum, 1395 nucleotides long. RefSeq names its product folic acid synthesis protein. The transcript is spliced from 3 exons. Bases 1 to 1395 code for a protein of 464 amino acids. Lineage: Eukaryota; Fungi; Ascomycota; Eurotiomycetes; Eurotiales; Aspergillaceae. The record is from RefSeq and is a predicted model, not a curated record. Gene Ontology annotation, biological process: tetrahydrofolate biosynthetic process. Gene Ontology annotation, cellular component: mitochondrial envelope. Gene Ontology annotation, molecular function: dihydropteroate synthase activity; 2-amino-4-hydroxy-6-hydroxymethyldihydropteridine diphosphokinase activity.
AUGCGCGACCCGACAGUCUUGUCCUUGCGCAGUGAAGAUGUCCACCCGAAGCGUAUGACCCCGCUAUCGUACUUGAAAGCUUACGCGCGGAGAUUUUCUUGCGGGCAAGAGCCGCGCCUAGGUGCCAAAAUGAAUGUGCAAGAUGGCCUGCAGACUCACCGGGCCUUCAUUGCCCUCGGUAGUAAUGUUGGAGACCGAGUGGAAAUGAUUGAAAAGGCUUGUCUCGAGUUGGACCGAGCUGGUAUCAGGGUCAAACGGACGAGUUCUCUGUUCGAGACAACCCCGAUGUAUGUCCUUGAUCAAGGUACAUUCAUUAAUGGAGUUUGUGAGGUUGAAACAACCCUCGCGCCCAUGGACCUUUUGGAUGCCCUUCAGUCUAUUGAGAAUGAACUAGGUAGAAUGAAGUUGAUUGACAAGGGCCCGCGCUCUAUCGAUCUCGACAUUCUACUCUAUGAUCAAGAAACAUUCUCCCACGAACGCCUGAACGUUCCGCAUAAUCUCAUGCUAGAGCGUGAUUUCGUGCUCCGCCCUCUCUGCCAACUCAUCCCUCAUGAACGACCACCUCAAUCUGGCAAGAGCUCCAAAACAUACCUAGAUCAUCUCAAAUCUCUGCCACCCCCAGAGCCAACACCAUACUCAACAACGCCAAUUUCUCCCCAAUUUCCCGCCAUCCACGCAACAGACCCUAAACGCAACACACACGUCAUGGCUAUCAUGAACCUCACUCCAGACUCAUUUUCUGACGGUGGAAAGCACGCCCCAUCAGACAUGACCUACAUCACUGAGACUGUCCGCAACUUCAUUGCCCACGGAGCCACUAUCAUCGACAUCGGCGGCGAAAGCACACGACCAGGAUCAACGCCCGUAGGCGCAGAGGAAGAAAUCUCCCGCGUCGUCCCCGCAAUUAAACACAUCCGCACAUCUAUCCCCGAAGCCGCCAAUAUCGCCAUCAGCAUCGACACCUACCGCGCAAGCGUAGCCGAAGCCGCCUGUGCCGCUGGCGCCGAUAUUAUUAACGACGUUUCGGCGGGUACCCUUGAUCCCGAGAUGCUACCCACCGCAGCCCGUAUUGGCAAGUCCAUCAUCUUGAUGCACAUGCGUGGCACCCCGCAAACAAUGACCAAGUUAACCGACUACCCCGACGGAGUCAUCCCCAGCGUUGCGGCCGAGCUGCAUCAACGCAUCGAAGCUGCCGAGGAAGCUGGUAUUCGUCGCUGGCGCAUCAUUCUUGACCCAGGCCUGGGCUUCGCGAAGAAUCAGCCGGAGGAUUUGGAGAUUCUACGUGAGUUGUCUCGACUGCGGGAGGUAGAGGGACUUGACUGCUUCCCUUGGUUGAUGGGUCCCAGUCGGAAACGAUUCAUUGGUCACAUUACUGGCGUGAAGACCCCCCCGUGA